AUGACCCCAGCAUCUUCCCCGUUCUCAAAUGAUAUUGUUAUGGAGGAGAUCUCUAAAGUUAGGCUACCAGCGCACUUAACAUACAGCGGAAUCACGGAUCCGAGGGAUCACGUUAUCUCCUACGAGCAGCAAAUGUUACUAAGCCCAUACUCCGAGGCCUGUUGGUGCAAAUAUUUCCCAACCACGCUAACGGGAGUUGCAGGGGAAUGGUUCAGGUCGCUGCCGAAGGGAUCGAUCAAAAGCUGGAAGAAGCUGAAGAAGAGGUUAUGCGUACAAUUCGUGAGCAAUAAUUGCCCCGAACGAACGACCGCAGAGCUAACCUCCACACAACAGGAAAGAGACGAGAGUCUACGAGACUUCAUGGCCAGAUUCAUGAAAGAAUCAACCAACAUCCCGAACCUGCAGCCAAACGUAGCAAUCUUCGCCUUGAAGCACGCACUUCGGGAGGGGAAAUUCCUGGAUAAAUUGUCAAUGAAAAACCCCUCCAGAAUAGCUGACGUAGUUCAAAUGGCGGAUGCAUUCAUCAGAACGGAAGAGUUCAACAAGGCAGCAGCAAGGCUGAAAGGUCCCUCGGAUACAAGGGACACAAAAAUGAAUCAGAGUAAGCCCGAGGGCAACUCGAGAAAGGGAAAGAGAAGGUGGGGGCAAGAGAUGCAAGCCCAAAGAAGGAUGGGAGAAAGGGUGAACUUCAACCCAAGUACACUAACUACACCCCACUCACCAUACCCCGAAGAGAAAUCUUCAGCCUCCACAAGGAUGAUGGGAAAUGGAAGCUACCAGACAAGCUCAGAUCAAACCCCCUUCGCAGAAAUAAAAACAAGUGGUGAUAACAUCGAGGAUCUCAUCCGCCGAGGCUACCUAAAGCAAUACUUGCUUGACCGAAGAACGGAGAGGGAAGAGAAAGAAAAAGCAACGUCUGGAAAACCACAAGAACAGGCCCAGAGAAGAGUCCAUGAGACCGAAGGGCAAAAGAAAAAACCAAUUCUCGUGGUGUUCCGAGGACAAAGAUUCGGCCACGCCAGCAAGCAACACUUGAGAGCUCUCUUCCACCGAGUCAACUUCAGCACUGUAGGGGAGAACCAACCCACACCCCCGAACAUGACUUUUACUGCUGAUGAUUGCCUCGGAACCCAGUAUAAACACGACGACCCAUUGGUAAUUGAAAUGGAUCUCAACAACCACAACGUCCACAGAGUACUAGCUGGUUGA
Molecule: messenger RNA, 1209 nt
Organism: Spinacia oleracea (spinach)
Lineage: Eukaryota; Viridiplantae; Streptophyta; Magnoliopsida; Caryophyllales; Amaranthaceae
Exons: 2
Coding region: 1-1209 (402 amino acids)
Source: RefSeq, a predicted model, not a curated record